AGGUGGCGAACUGUAGCUUCUUCUGCCAGAAUUCAGAGGAGAAGAAGAAGAAAGCUUUCAUGCUGCACACAGGUCAACUUGGCGUAUCUUGUGUUUUUGCCUCUGUGUUUUUCUGUCUGUCUGUUUGGUGAUUCCACUUCGAAUAAACUGCUUCCUCGGAUCAUCUUGUGUCUCAAAAUUGGAAUUUCAUAUAAAAUAAGUCAUGUUUAGAAGAAGAAUACCCUUCACACAGAUGGCCUUCGCCACACUGCUUGGAGUCGCAGGUGGUAUUUAUAUCUACAGACCGUAUUUUGAGCCGGUGCUGAAGACCUCAGGACAGCAAAACCAGGAUGUGCCAAAGCAACAGGAUGAAUCAGACUGAAGUAUUUCAUCACUCCCAGGAAAUACCAGAAGAACUAGAUCCGAGGCUGCUGAAGGCCAAAACAAAGACAAUGCCAGCAUGGAUAAAUUCAUGCAUCUUUGUAGUUCCUCAUAUGAUUAUUAAUGUACAAAAAUAAAAUAUUUAAUAAUUUGA
Micropterus dolomieu (smallmouth bass) is the source of this 514-nucleotide messenger RNA. RefSeq names its product protein PIGBOS1. Lineage: Eukaryota; Metazoa; Chordata; Actinopteri; Centrarchiformes; Centrarchidae. The record is from RefSeq and is a predicted model, not a curated record. The transcript is spliced from 2 exons. The coding region runs from base 203 to 361 and encodes 52 amino acids.